CGCAAAGGCUUCGUUAUAAGUAUGAAAGGAACUGAGCGCAUGUUUUUUUCAUAAUAACACCACCAACAUGGGUGAGGUGCGAUCGUGUCUAUAUUUUUUGGUAUACUGCCUGUGUGUACAAAUAUCUAUCGCGAAGCCCUUCUUCGGUCCUCGAUUCUGGUGCGAUUUAUUAUGCGAAGAAGAUGAUGGUUUCACAACAACUGCAAGCUAUGAGGAUUAUUACGAUGCACUAUGUAAUGACUGCCCUACAAGACGACCCAGUACUCCGACAACCAUGAUGCCACCAGCCAAUCAGCCACAAGGUGCUCCCAACCCUGGAACACCUGGAAUGCCACCUAUGGGAGCACCAGGACAGCCUCCAGUAAUAAUGAUGUCACCCAACCAAGGCGGGAUGAGCUUCAAUAUGAUGCCGGAUCCGAAUCGACCGAACGGAUGGACCUUCAGUUUUGCCCCAUGGAACCCAUCUGGUGGACAGUCGGGAGCAAAUGGACCACCUCCUAUGGCUACUCCUGCUCCAGCACCCAUGACACCGGCAGGGCCUGCUUCUGCUGCUGCAAAUCCAGUGCCGGUGGCAGUACCUGCUCCACCUGCAGUCGCUGCUACUACUACAGCUCCUGAUACAACUGCAGCUCCGGCAACCACCGCAGCCCCCGCAGCCCCCGCAGCCCCCGCAGCUCCAGCUCCAGCCCCAGCUGCUCCUGCGCCAGCAGCUGAUGCCCCACCAGCAGCCCCCGCCGCACCGCCAGCCAGGAAAUAAUUAAUCUAAUAAGUCAAGAUUGUGCCUUUCUUAGCUCAUAAGAUUUGCUUCAGUCAUCACAAUGAUUGAAGGUUUCGUUGUAGUAUUAUUGUAAGUCAUUUAGGUUCAUCUGUGUUGUGAUGGAGAUGUGGAAUUGUUGAGAUACGUUAUCAAAUCAAAAGAAAAUUGGCAGUCGCC
Spodoptera exigua (beet armyworm) is the source of this 934-nucleotide messenger RNA. The record is from the annotation of a GenBank genome assembly. Lineage: Eukaryota; Metazoa; Arthropoda; Insecta; Lepidoptera; Noctuidae.